Coniophora puteana RWD-64-598 SS2 is the source of this 1799-nucleotide messenger RNA. RefSeq lists its product as uncharacterized. Lineage: Eukaryota; Fungi; Basidiomycota; Agaricomycetes; Boletales; Coniophoraceae. The transcript is spliced from 4 exons. The record is from RefSeq and is a predicted model, not a curated record. Bases 139 to 1584 code for a protein of 481 amino acids.
AAGUUCUUUCCUGUCACUGACAUACACAAGAGCCGCCGGCAGUGGGUGCGCGACUGGGACAAAGGGAUCGCCAAGAUCCAUCAGGGCAGGCCAGGGAAUCCGCAGGCUGGAGCUGUCACCGUCUUCCGCAUCGAGGCCAUGCAGCUGAAUUUCGUAGCAUCCCGGAAGAAAAUGUACAAGAUAGACUACCAGCGCCUCCGCCAUUUCAGGGAAGAAAAUCAACGACUCUACGACGGCUUGGUGACGGUUCUCAGGACCAUUGCAGGCGAACUCCUCGACAACCAUGACCACCAAGACUGGUUCUCACUCGUCAGCGCUGCAACGCGCAAGGAGAUUAUAUGCGAAGGCUUCGAGCGGGCGGGCCGCCGGUCUGGCAUUGGCCAUGAUGCGCGAAUGCUAUGCCCCGAGUUAAACUCUAGUGACUUGCUGAAGGGGCGCGGAAAGGGGCUAUGGGAUUUGUACGACAAGGCUAUUGUGCUGGACGACGGUGGAAGCAUGGUCAACUUUGACGAUACCUUCAUAAGAAGCGAGUGGUGGAGGAGCGCAUACGGGGACGGCACGGUCCUCCGCUUCAUUCCGGAGGUCAGCAAAUUUUGUUACGAGUUCAUCACCUGCCUCAGGACUGAAUAUCUCAUCUAUUUCGUCCUGCAUACGCUCAGGGUCAUAGUUAAAGGGUGCCACAAUUUCACCAAAGGCACACCAGCGGACUCCAUCGUCGCUAAUAGGGUCUUAUAUAACUUGAAUCCAUUGACUAGUCAAAAGCUCCUGGAAGACAAGAAGCAUCAGAACAGCCGCUCGGCUUUGACGUGCGAGAACUGCCAACGGAAACGCAAAGACGUCGGCGUCAAGUUCAAAUCUUGCAAGGCAUGUAAACAUAAACUAAAUUUUGAGGUUCUCUACUGCUCGAGCGUGUGUCAAAAGGCUGAUUGGCCAGAACACAAGGCCCAUUGCGGGAAAGAGAAGGUGUCGAAGAAUAGGAUAGCUUGCCGUCCCGAGUACUCGUACUCCAUAGCUCUGCAGCUUCAGGUCAAGAUGCACGACUAUUACUCUACUGACUACGUGCUUUUCAGCCGCAGUGAGGAUCCAGAGGGAUACGACGUUUCCUUCUGCAAUGACGAUGAUAAGGGCGAUAUGUUCUUGGACUUGUUCAACGCACUGCUGAUUGAUGCUGAGAAGCCCGGUCUGGAUGUGAUUGCUAAAUGCCUCGUCGAUGCCGUCGACGACUAUGUCGAAUGUGGAAUCACGAGAGAAGACAUAAUAGCUCAGCUCACGGAGGAGUACGAGGUCGAUGUCCGGACCCUGUUGGAGAAGCUUGAGGCGACUCUUGCUGUGGAGGACGACAAGGAGCGAUACAAGGGGAUGGUCAUUCAGGAGCUCCAAUUGGACGAUGACAGUCAGGAUUCGGACAGCAGCGGAUCAGAUGGCGAAGAUUCUGAUAUCGAUGAGUCUGGCACCGAAGUGUCUUUGCCUCAGGCUGUGUCUCCUGCAAGGAGUAGUCCGAAGAGUCAGCAAAAAGGACGUGCGGACACUGCAACCGCAGACGACAGGACCUUGACGCCGGUGGGUGUUUCCUCACCUGCGUAGCUUGCAAGGAGGAUCUCAAUAUCGAGUUCAACUAUUGCUCAAAAGAGUGCCAGAAGCUUGAUUGGCUUCGUCAUAAGGCUCGCUGCGGAAAAGAGGAAGAUCAGGUUGGGAGUGACAAGGGAGAGGCUACGGGCUGCUAACCACGAGGGUACUUUUUCAACUCACGGUUCUUUACGAAUUAAUACUUAUCAAGAUCCCGAUGUUUUUAUUUGUCG